GUGUUCACCUUCAGCCUUCUUCGUGAACUUCUGGGAUCCGUCUGUUUGUGCUUGUCUUCGCAGUUCUUUGUUCUUUGUUCUACUAGAGAUCCCGAAUCGCAAUGUUUAUUCUCAACUGGUUCUACGAUGUUUUGGCCUCCCUCGGCCUGCUCAACAAGCACGCCAAGUUGCUGUUCCUCGGCUUGGACAACGCCGGAAAGACGACUCUGUUGCAUAUGCUCAAGAACGACCGAUUAGCCACCCUACAGCCCACUUUGCAUCCCACAUCCGAAGAGCUCGCCAUCGGCAACUGCAAGUUCACCACCUUUGAUCUUGGCGGUCACGCGCAGGCCCGUCGUCUAUGGAAAGACUACUUCCCCGAGGUCAACGGCAUCGUCUUCCUCGUCGACUGCGCCGACGUCGAGCGAUUCCCCGAGAGCAAAAUAGAACUUGAUGCCCUUCUUGCCAUCGAGGAACUCAACAAGGUUCCCUUCCUGAUCUUGGGCAACAAGAUCGACGCCCCCGGCGCCGUCUCAGAAGAAGAGCUUAGAAUGUCGCUUGGUCUGUAUCAAACCACUGGCAAGGGCAAGGUGCCUUUGGAGAACAUCCGACCAAUCGAGGUUUUCAUGUGCUCUGUCGUUAUGAGACAAGGAUACGGAGAGGGUAUCAGAUGGCUCAGUCAGUACGUCUAAAUACACAGCUCUUUGAACAUGUCAGUUAGAUCACACGGCUGCUGUGAGAAUAUGUGAACUUAACGACCGAAAGUGUAGUAAUGAUGUUUUUAAGCCUUGUAAUCUAUUGGUA
Molecule: messenger RNA, 783 nt
Organism: Myxozyma melibiosi
Lineage: Eukaryota; Fungi; Ascomycota; Lipomycetes; Lipomycetales; Lipomycetaceae
Product: putative small monomeric GTPase SarA
Exons: 7
Coding region: 102-671 (189 amino acids)
Biological process (GO): endoplasmic reticulum to Golgi vesicle-mediated transport; vesicle organization; intracellular protein transport
Cellular component (GO): COPII vesicle coat; endoplasmic reticulum exit site
Molecular function (GO): GTP binding; GTPase activity
Source: RefSeq, a predicted model, not a curated record